Molecule: messenger RNA, 1053 nt
Organism: Fusarium subglutinans
Lineage: Eukaryota; Fungi; Ascomycota; Sordariomycetes; Hypocreales; Nectriaceae
Product: taurine dioxygenase
Exons: 9
Coding region: 1-1053 (350 amino acids)
Cellular component (GO): cytoplasm
Molecular function (GO): 2-oxoglutarate-dependent dioxygenase activity
Source: RefSeq, a predicted model, not a curated record
AUGUCGCCACCUGCUGCUGACGUUGAUACCCCCAGCACUGCUCCCGCAGUCCAGCCUGUGGUUAAACCCGUCAAAGGUACCGAAACCAGCAGCGCCUCACGCCUGGAAGGUCCCCUGUCCUACAGCGGUAGCCUUGACGCCGAAGAGCAAUUUGAUGUCACUGCUGUAAUCGGCCGAGAGUUUCCAAAGCUGCAGCUCAGCGAGAUCUUGAAGGAUGACAACAAACUCAGAGACUUGGCUGUGCUUGUUUCCCAACGGGGUGUCGUUUUCUUCCGGAACCAAGACCUCAACAUUAACGACCAAAAAUAUCUUGGGCAGAAGCUUGAUGAGCUGACAGGCAAACCAGAGACAUCCAAGCUCCAUCGGCAUGCGCUGUCAAACAGUAAGCGCGGUAUUGCUGUUGAUGAGAAUGGAAGACUCGAUGAUGAAGUAUCCGUCAUCUCUUCUGAGCAGAACCGCAAGUUCUACAAUGAAAAAUGGAGCUCCCUUUCUAAGAACCUGGCUGGAGAGGGAUGGCAUGCUGACAUCACCUUUGAGAAUAUCCCAUCUGACUAUGCUAUUCUCAAAAUCAUCCAACCUCCACAGGACGUUGGUGAAGCUGGCCGAGAACCUCACCAACCCAACUUUGUGCGAGUCAAGGAGACUUUCGGCGAAGAUCUCAUUGACGACUACCGUGGUGCUCCAGAGAACACUGGGUUGGAUUUCAAGGCUGAGCACCCUGUUGUGCGUACAAACCCUGUGACUGGUUGGAAGAGUCUCUUCGCCGUGGGUCACCAGCUUUCAGCUGGACACAUCAACGGUGUAUCUCAUACCGAAAGCGAGAUUCUCAAGACUUACUUUCGCCAACUCAUCACCGAGAAUCACGACCUUCAAGUACGGUUCCGCUGGGGAAAGAACGAUCUUGCCAUCUGGGAUAACCGCUCUGUGUUCCACACCGCUACCAAUGACUACGUUGGAAAACGUCAAGGAAAUAGAGUUGUCUCGUUGGGGGAAAAGCCGUUCUAUGACCCUGCUUCCCAGUCACGUAGAGAGGCUCUUGGCCUUGUGCAGUAA